UAGGGUUUUAAAGGCUGUGACCUUUUGGAAGCAGAUUGCCACGCCUGUUUCCCAUAGUGCCUCUGGGUGGGGGGUCGAACUGCCAACUUUUUGGUUAGUAGUUGAGCAUUUACGGUCAAGUGUUUUCACUGUUUAUGCCAUCCAGAGACUCCAGUAUAUAAAUGGCCAGUGGAAGAUCAUUUACUAGAAAAAGGAACUUCAUGGUAGAGGAACUAAAAAUGUCCUUGGAAGCCUUUGUGUGGAUCAGAACAGUUUGAAAAACUGACAUUUGCUAUGAAAAAGUGAGAGCCCUCAGGAAUGUUUAUUAUGUUGAGUAUAGAAUCCACAACUUGAUUACCAGUUUUGCUGCUGGUUUAUCAUGUAACCUUGGAUGACUCAUUUAAGCUCUUUUUUUCCUAGUUUCCUGUCUAAUGUAGAGGUGACAAUAUUAGCCUAAAGAACUUCUGUAAUUCACAAAUAAACUAAUUUCUGAAUUUAGCUGAUUAUUGGAUAUUUUAAGAGUUUAUUUUGUCUUGUAUAUAAUUUAUUUUGCCUAAAAAGUUAUUUCAAAUUGUAUUCUAUGGAAAUGCACAUUCCUCUGAAGUGCCACUUGAAUUUCUUGAAGGAAGAUUUCCUCAGGAUAGCCUUGUCUUUGAGGUUGUACGCUAAACCUCUUUUAAAGGGAAGGAUAUUCUAAGUGUAAAAGCACAUAAAGGGAUUCCACAUCCUCCAAAAAAAAAUUAAUGAUAAAAAAUGGGCUCUUUUUCUUUUUGAAGUUAAGAUUUUAAUUGUAUUAAAAUCUUACUAUUUUUGUAUCUUUCAAACUACUUAUUAAACUGUUUGCCACAACAGAUAGUUCAGUAUGGCGAUUAUACUUUAUCAUAAACUUUGAACAGAAAAUCAAGCAUUUGGGAAUAAGGAAGGAUGUCCCCAACAUUGGUUAUGAGCAUAAACUUUGGAGUCAGAGCUGGAUUUGAAUUCAUCUUCUGCACUGUGACUUUGAGCCCAUUUCUUCACUUAUAAAGUGAAGAUGCAUAGGGUAGUCUGGAAUAUUACAUGGGAUAGUUUAAGAACUCAGUAAAUGGAAACUAUUAUUACUCUUUGGGCUACUUUUCUCUUUAUUAAUAUUAAAGGAGUUGGCACAUAAUCUUGGUAAUCGAAAUAGAAAGGAAGAAUAUUCACCUAUAACUCUGCCACCUCGACAGAUCAGAUUGUUUUGAUUUUUAUAUAUUCUUCAGACUUUCACCUUAGGUAUACAUAAUGUAAAAAUGUAAUUACAUUUUUGCAAAAAGUCAAAUUUAAAACAUUGGUUUGUUAACUUCUGAGGGUUUUUUCUAACCAUGUAGGUAGAACUUUCUGGUUCUGUCUUUAUUGUGAUCUGGUGAAGAAGCAGUAGAACUUCCCAUUAGUACAGUUUCCACUUGCUUUCCCCAUUCCAAAAACCAAAACCUUUAGUUGCAAUUUUAUUUAAUAAUUCAGAUAAUAAUCAUUAACCAUUUUUGAGGACUUCUUUUGUGCCCGCAUAGUGCUAAUAAGUAUUGUGCAGUAUCUCAUUUAACCCUCACAACACUUCUUUCAUCUAGGUAGUGUUAUCCUUCCCAUUUUGUGGUUAAGAAAACCAAGGCAUACAGAGAGAAUCCACCAAGUCAAGUUCUGGAGCAACCAUUCAAGAGUAGGCAAUCUGGCUUUAGAGGACAGUGCUGUAUUGGGUUUUAUAUUUUUAGAUUCAUGAUAUUGAUGUUAGGUCAUAUAUGUAAGCAGUAGUUGAUCCUGAGGGUUGAUUUACAACUUCUUCGUAUAAAAUUAACAGUAUUUUUACUUUAUAACUUGUUUGACCACCACCUUUUAACAGUAUUUUUAUGGGAAAAUAAUGAAGAAUAGCAAAGUGUUUAGUCCCUUAUUAGAUGAGGCAUUUGCCUAUAGUUUUAUUAGUUGUGGCAGUAAAAACAUGAUUUAUAUACAAGGUGAGUUAUUGUGACUAAACUUUCCUUUUUUUUUAAUUAGAGGUUCAUCAUUUGAAAAGUAAAUUGAACACAGAGUUUAUAGUGAAGGAAAAAUAACUUCUUUUUUAAUGCAGUGUUUCUUAAACUUUAUAGUGAGCAUCAGAAUCACUGGUGAACCUGUUGAAACAUGAAUUCUGCAUCAGACCCUCAGAGAUUCUGGUGUAGCAAGUCUUGGGUGGUGCCCAAGAAUUUUAAAUUUCUAGGAACCUCCCAGGUCAUGCGUAUGAUUCCUGGCUAAUGAAUUUAGUAAGGAAAAAAAUAUUAGCAGUUGUUAUCCAGAUUGUUGACUUGCUAAUGAUACCCCAGUAGCAAUGAGCACUCAGAUCUUGGUUUUUAAACAUUAUUUUCUGAUAAGAGAACCAGGAAUUCUAGGGGAGGUAGUUGAUUCCAGGGCUGGGGCAGGGAAAAUACAAGAUGAGCCUUUGAGUAACAAAAUGAAUAAUAGUAUUGAAUUUUAACUUAUCAGGUAAAAUAAAUAUCCAUAAGUCCAUACUGAUAUAAUAGAAUAAAUAAACAAAUGGGGUAGAAGGAACAACUCUUCCUUAUAAAAGUCCAGUUAAUAAAGAGGGAAAUAGAAAAUCACCAUUAGGCAAACAGCAGAGUAGUAAUUAUUAUAGACAAAAUUCCCCUAUGGUGACAGUGGGUAAAACAGGAUAUUUGCAUAGUCUUAAAGUAUCUUCACCAAGACAAUUAUUAACUACAAGGCAAAAUAGUAACUUGGUGGUGGAGAUAACCACGUUAACCAGUGAUUAAGGUUAACAUUACCAGUAAUAAGAUGUAGGGAUAUCAUGAACCCCAGGAUAUGAGGCGGUGAGAAGGACACAACAUCACUUUUGUGGUAUUAUUCUUAUAAAAAAUGUAUAACCUCUUUUAAUCGUCAGAAAACAUUAGACACACCCAAAUUCAGGGAUUUUCUACAAAGUACUGGACCAGUACUGUUCGAAAGUGUCGCGGUCACAAAAGACAAGGAAAGAUUGAGGAACUGUCACAGAUUGGACGAGACUAAGGAGCAAUAUUAACUAAAUGCAAUAUGUGAUCCUGGAUUGGAUCUUGGAACAGAAAAAGGACUUUAGUGGAAAAACUGGUUAAAUUUCAGUAUGUCUGUAGUUACUGAAUUGUACAAAAGUUAACUUCCUGGUUUUGGUCAUUGUACUUUAGUUAUAUAAGAUGUUGACUUUAGGGGAAGCUGGACAAAGGGUAUAAGGGAACUCUGCACUAUUUUUGCAACUUUUCUGUAAGUCUAAAACUAGUUUAAAAUAAAAAGUUUGAUGAAAAUGUAUUAGUUUGAAGUAGAUACUAAAUGUAGUUAGGGGAGUUGAGCUAAAAAUCGGUUAUGCCGGCCACUAUCUGAAAUCUUAGCACACUCUUAGAUUCUUUGUGCAUUGCUUUUUGCCUUUACGUGGUCAGUCUAAACCCGAGGUACAUGUCAAGGGAGUUGGAAGGGGUAAGGAGAAGGGUAGGUAGGAAAAGGAAGACUUUCUGAACUCAGAAAAUAAAAUACAGUAUGUGAACUACUCUAGGUAUUCAGUUCAUAUGUAAAAAAAAGUUUCCUAAGGAAUUAAUUGGAGUGAUUUUUGUUUCAAGUUUAGUACUUUUUCAAACUUCUUCCCUUUCCGAAAUCUGGAAUCAAUCACUAAUUAGUUAGUGAAAAUACUGGGAAAUGGAUGGAAAAAUUGUUAGAAUAAUAAUACUGGGAUAUUAUGACAAUGGAUAUGGGGCAGAGGAAUGGGCAAAAUUUAGAAAUUUAGUAUUAAACACACAAAAAAUAGCCAUUACAGAUACAGAAAUACCUAAGCUUGGCACCAGGCAUCCCUGUUGAAAGCUGCAUGUUAACCUUGAAGGUUUGGCUGCUGGUGUUUUAAAUUGAAACUGUAAACAAUUUGAACCAUGGACUUUUGAUCCAUUAGGGCAAGGUAGACCAAACUGUACCAAUAAAUUUCUAAGCCUGUUGUCCUCCUUUAUGGUGCUCCCCCCUCCCCCACAACAAGCACACCUAGUACCCAGAUCUUGGUUUCUAAAUAUCAUUCUCCAAUAAAAGAAACCAGGGCUCCUUGGGGGAAUCGGUUGAUUCUAGGGCUGGAGCAGGGAAAAUACAUGAUGAGCCUGGAGCACAUAGUAGUGUCAGAAAGCAAAUGCUCAGAAAAACAAAAUCAUGGGAGCAUAUCAAAAGGAUACAGGAGCCAACCUGAAAGAGUUCCCAAUGGUCAUGGAACAGUUUGAGCAAUAAAAUAAACAACAUAGUAUUAGAGUACAACCCAAAGUAUAAAAUAAGUGUUUACAAGUUGAAAAAAAAUUUUUUUAACAUGUAGCUGAAGAUGAUUCAGGACUCCGUGAAACGUAUCUAUCCUGGAUCUUUUUGUAUGAGGGGUGGUUUUUCCUACCCCAAUAUAUACACACAGUUGUAGAGCCUCUGGAAUUUGGCAAACAGCUUGUGCAGUGGAUUUUCUAAAGUUUACAAUCACUGCUUCAGAACAGCAUUAUCUUAUAAGAGUUAAUUAAGAAUGCAGGCUCUGGAACCAGUCUGCCUGGAUUCAAAUUCUGGCUCCUCUACAGCUACCUGUGUAGCCUCGGGCAAAUUGCGUAACCUGUUUCCUUAACCAUAAAAUGGGGAUAGUAAUCCCUGUUCCGAUUUUUUAAGGAUUAAAUGAGUUAAUACAUGUGAAGUGCUUAGGAAGAAAGUGGCACUCAGUAAAUGUUAGCUGUUGUUAUUACAGAGUUAUUAUCUCAGAGACAAAGGGUUGCUGUAUACUGUUGAAGACUUGAUCAAGUGAGGUUCUUUGGGCUGCAUCUUGCCUGGGAGAAGGGUGCCUUUUUCUAAUUUCCACAAAGGCAUCAUAUGAAAUAGCAACAUUCCUGCACACAGAUGCAUUCCUUCCUAACCAUGGCUGGUUAUCACUGGCAGUGAAUUGUUGGUUCUGUUUCGUUAGAAAAGCACCUACUAAAUUUAGCUAUUCAUCCUAUUCUCCCGUCUCCUCUGAGUGAGGAGAAUAGGAGGCUGCCUGCUCUUUUUUCAAGAUAAACUCUCUUUUCCAUACCAGCAUUAGGUAGGCCUCUUUUAUUUUUGUGAAAAAGGUAGCUGCUUACAAUUUCAUGAGAAGAACCAAGUUCCGUAUCCUUUUGUAGAGCUCUUCUUUAUCCCACUAUAUCAGUCAUCCUCUUUGCCUCUGAGCAAAGUAACUGUUCCUGCUCUUCUGGUCCACACUGUGAAAAUUUGGUUUUGCCUUAAUCUUUCUUUAUCCCCACUGCUGUUUCCAUGCUACUUCUUUUUUUUUUUUUUUCUUUCAUUAUUUAGUUAUUUUUAUUGUGGUAAGUAUAUAAGUAACAAAACAUUUGCCAUGUCAACAAUCUUCAGUUGUUUUUUUAAAUUAUAAAAUAUUGAAUACAGAUUAUGUAAACUAUUAGGAUAUAUGAUACAGUGAACAUUCUUGUACCUCCAUCCAGUUAAAGAAAAAAUGAUUAAGAUUAUCGUUGACAUGUUCUGUAUGUCCUUCCUGAUGCCAUCCCCUUCCCGCUCUCAUCAAAGUCACCAUAUAUAUGCCUUAUUUCCUGGGUCCAUGGGAAGCAUGAAUCUAUUGUAAUCUGGGACAAGAAGAAAACAAGACUUCUUCUCAAGGAACACCAGACACUAACAAAAAGUAUCCCAAGCUUUGAAGGAGGCAGAAUACAAACAUGACCGAUAGUGGACUUAGUGAUCCUCAAAAGGAUUCUCAAAAGGAUUUGGAAAAUGUCCCAUCAGUAAAUUCUCAGGCACAGGAGACCACAGUCACAGCAAGUGCCACCAGAGAAGCUCAGACCCCACACCCUGCCUCUGGUGUUAACAAAAACCACCAAGGGGUAGAGGUAAUAGGUCCAGGAAGUGCAGAUGAAACAACUGAUGGGAAAUACCCAAAGGAUGAAGCAGAACAGGAGACCAAGUGGAGUUCUCAGGAUGGAGAAGAAGGGCAUCACUUCCAUCCAGGAAGUCUGGGUGCAGAAGCCUUGGAUCCAGAUCCUAACCGUUCUCCAAGUGACAGGGGAGAAAGGGCAGAUGCACACUUAGGGAGCCGCUCUGCAGCCCUCCCUGAGGAAGCCAGUGUCAGAACCACAGCUUCCCAGGAGCCACCUGCCCCAGACUCCCAGGAUGCCCAGACUCCUGGUCGUUCCAAUGCGGGGCUGGAGAGCCAGUACACACUGAGGCGGCGGCCGGCAGCACCAGAUUCUCAAAAGGAUUUGGAAAAUGUCCCAUCAGUAAAUUCUCAGGCACAGGAGACCACAGUCACAGCAAGUGCCACCAGAGAAGCUCAGACCCCACACCCUGCCUCUGGUGUUAACAAAAACCACCAAGGGGUAGAGGUAAUAGGUCCAGGAAGUGCAGAUGAAACAACUGAUGGGAAAUACCCAAAGGAUGAAGCAGAACAGGAGACCAAGUGGAGUUCUCAGGAUGGAGAAGAAGGGCAUCACUUCCAUCCAGGAAGUCUGGGUGCAGAAGCCUUGGAUCCAGAUCCUAACCGUUCUCCAAGUGACAGGGGAGAAAGGGCAGAUGCACACUUAGGGAGCCGCUCUGCAGCCCUCCCUGAGGAAGCCAGUGUCAGAACCACAGCUUCCCAGGAGCCACCUGCCCCAGACUCCCAGGAUGCCCAGACUCCUGGUCGUUCCAAUGCGGGGCUGGAGAGCCAGUACACACUGAGGCGGCGGCCGGCAGCACCAGAGGUCGGAAGUCAUGUACAAGAAGCACAAAAAUUGGAAGAAAACAAAGAGAAUGCACAGGACACCAGAAGAAAGAUAUUAAGCUGUUCGGGGUUGCAUGGAUACAUCGUUAUUGCCCUCCUGGCCAUGGCUCUGUGUAUUUUUUUGCUAAGUCCUAUUAGUAGCUACUAUUUUUCUCAAGCCCAGCAAGUGCCCAAAAAUGAAGCUUUGGAGGCCUUCCUGGCUGAGUUCACCAAAUUGAAGGAUAAAUUUCCAGGCCAGAGUUCCUUCCUGUGGCAGAGAGGAUGUAAAUUUCUACAGAAGCACCUCAAUGUUUCAAACCCCACAGAGCCAGCCACCAUCAUAUUUACAGCGGCUCAGGAGGGAAGAGAGACCCUGAAGUGCCUGAGCCACCACAUUGCGGAUGCCUACACCUCUUCCCAGAAAGUCUCUGCCAUUCAGAUUGAUGGGGCUACAAGAUCCUCGCAGGACAGUGACACAGUCAAGCUGUGGGUCGACGUGGAGCUGAGCUCUGGAUUUGAGAAUGGCCAGAAGGCUGCCGUGGUGCACCGCUUUGAAUCCCUUCCUGCUGGCUCUACCUUGAUCUUCUACAAGUAUUGUGACCAUGAGAAUGCAGCCUUUAAAGAUGUGGCCCUGGUCCUGACUGUCCUACUAGAGGAGGAAACAUUGGAAGCAAGUGUAGGCCCAAGGGAAACUGAGGAAAAAGUCAGGGAUUUGCUCUGGGCCAGGUUUACCAACUCUGACACUCCCAACUCCUUCAACCACAUGGACUCAGACAAAUUGAGUGGGCUGUGGAGCCGUAUUUCACACCUGGUGCUGCCUGUCCAGCCAGUGAGGAGCAUAGAAGAACAGGGGUGCCUUUUAGAAAGCUAAGCACAGAGUUGGUUAUAGAAGGCAUAGAUUUUUUUAAAAGUCAGUUUAAAGGACUUCCACUUAUGUGGACAGUGGUUGAUAAAUACUAGGAAAUAGCCAGAAAAGCACACACAAGUGAGCUUAUUUUAGAAAAAAAUUUUCAAUUUCUACUUUUCAUAAUAUUUUUCUAAUCAAAGUGUGUCAAAGCUAAAAAUUGACCUGAUUUUUCCCCUCGCCUUUCAGUGUGGCAUAUAUAACUGAGGAUUUUUUUAAAUCCCAAAAUACAGCAACGAAGUAUUUGCAUAGGAAGAUAUUCUUGCUUCCCAGAGUAACUACAGAGUGAUUUUUAUUUCCUUGAAUGAGACUGUAAUGAACCUUCUUGCUAGUGUUUGAGUAAAGCAAUUACAGUUAUGAAGCAAUGAUAAUUUUUAGAAAAAAAAUUUUAUCACGUUAAAUAUUUUAAAAACUCAGUUUAAUAACCUUGUUGUGGGAUUACAUUGUAUACUAGCACUUUUGACUAGUAUGAAAAAAGGAAAUAUGGAUCAAACCAUCCUAACUUAAAUACUUACUGUCAGGCUCUAUGCUUUUAUUCCGUUAAUGAGCUGAAGUAAAAGAAGCUGUACUCAGGAAAUGUUCUUUUAAAUGGGGAAAUUGUUUAUGAUCAUUGGAAAUGAAAUUCCAGUUGGCUCUAUCUUUACUUCAGCUCUCUUGAGUGAUUUAGAGCCAUGGUUUUCAAACUACCUACACCCCUUCCCCUUUGAAUGAGAACAGUUCAGCUUUUGAUUAUUUUAUAUAUUGGGUUCUCCAUAAGAUGUAAUUGGAACAAAGAGUUCCACUGAUAAUGAGGUUUGAAAACCACUGAUUAAGUGAAAAAACAUCUUAGAAGAUUAGGAAAUAGGUAGAAACGAAUGUAUUAAAACUUAGGAGUAGGAAGAGUGAGGGUGAAGUACAGCUUUGCUAUGUAGAAGCACUGCUUAUGAAAGCACUACAGAUGAACAGCAGAAUGCAUUUACUAGCAGGUUUCUGGUGCUUUUGUUAAUUUCUCUUAAUCAUCAUUUCUGUCUCCCCUGAAUGGAAUUUCAUAAUUGUCUAGGAUGAGAGUUUGAGUGCCCCUUAAGCAGAACAGAUUUUAAUAACCAGUCUAAUAGUAGGUCUUAUAUUUUAUAUGGGCACAUUGGCAUAACUUUACAAAACUUUAUUUGCUGUGCAGUGAUGGAACAUUAUAUAAUGUGGCUCAUUUCUUGGCCAGUUAGUUAGAAGUACUAUUGUGUUAAGAAUUAAAGAAAUGCAAGAGAUGUUAUACAUACUGAGAGGAAACAGAAUGGUAGAUAGAUUCUCAAAGAUAUUAAUGGCCAAUAUUAAUGGUUAGACCAUGUUCUGUAAUUAUAAGAAAGAUUGAAAACAGGAUUUAUUGGAGAUAGUAGUUGAUUUGCAUUUGAUCUCUGAAAGCAGUCUUGCAAAGUGACUGAUUCUCACCUAAUGAAUGGUCUAUUCUGUGAUGUAGCAUUUUGAGGAACUAUCCUAGAUCCUGGAAUGUUUUCACUAGGUUUUGGCCUCUUCUGCUUAUG
Messenger RNA from Trichechus manatus latirostris (Florida manatee), 9088 nucleotides. RefSeq names its product torsin-1A-interacting protein 2-like. Gene Ontology annotation, biological process: membrane organization; endoplasmic reticulum organization. Gene Ontology annotation, molecular function: ATPase activator activity. Bases 5652 to 7541 code for a protein of 629 amino acids. Lineage: Eukaryota; Metazoa; Chordata; Mammalia; Sirenia; Trichechidae. The transcript is spliced from 6 exons. The record is from RefSeq and is a predicted model, not a curated record. Gene Ontology annotation, cellular component: endoplasmic reticulum; membrane.